This is a messenger RNA of Cutaneotrichosporon oleaginosum, 2090 nucleotides long. RefSeq lists its product as uncharacterized. The record is from RefSeq and is a predicted model, not a curated record. Gene Ontology annotation, molecular function: ATP-dependent protein folding chaperone; ATP hydrolysis activity; ATP binding. Gene Ontology annotation, biological process: protein folding. Gene Ontology annotation, cellular component: chaperonin-containing T-complex. Lineage: Eukaryota; Fungi; Basidiomycota; Tremellomycetes; Trichosporonales; Trichosporonaceae.
GCCGAAGGCAUCCAGCCCUUGGAAGGCGCCCAAAAAGCCAUUCCGUCCCAUGGCUAAUGUGACCGAGUGCGGUGUGAGUCCCAAGUGGGUUGAAGCAAGAUGAAGACGCGCUGCAUCUUCCAGCGCGUCAAUCCGUCCUCUCCGCACUCCCGCCCGCGCUGCACUUGCGCCUGGCGCCUGGGUCCAUCAUGUCACCAACACGUGGAAGGUGGAGGUGUCGGCGGGAUCAAACCAAAUGCUCCCGGCGGGCGUAAAGUCGAGCGCGACGCUGGCCACGCGCGUCGUCGACGACGCAACGAAGCUGGACAUUCCUACAGCUUCCAUCACAACUCUCACCUCCUCUACACUAAAACCGCGCUCCCACUUUACACAAAUACAGCGCGAUGGCCGCCUCCAUGUACCAGCGCGACCCCCGCGCCGGCCUCUUCCUCGGAGGCUCGCGAGUGAGCGGCGCCGAGGUGCGCGACCAGAAUGUCAUGUCGUGCCAGUCGGUUUCAAACAUUUUGAAGUCGUCGCUCGGCCCUGUCGGCCUUGACAAGAUGCUUGUUGACAAUGUCGGCGACGUUACGAUCACAAAUGACGGCGCGACCAUCCUUUCCCUCCUCGAGGUAUCGCACCCCUCGGCGCGCAUCCUCGUCUCUCUUGCGACUCAGCAGGACAAGGAGGUUGGCGACGGUACCACUUCGGUCGUUCUCCUCGCUUCAGAGCUCCUGAGGCGAGCAAACGAGUUGGUGCGCAACAAGAUUCACCCCACCACUGUCAUUGCUGGGUACCGUCUUGCAUGCAAGGAGGCGUGCCGCUUCAUGGCCGAGCAGAUGUCUACAAAGGUCGACAAGCUCGGCAGAGAGGCCCUCAUCAACGUCGCUAAGACGUCAAUGAGCUCCAAGAUCCUUGCGGCCGAUGACGAUUUCUUUGCGCCCCUCGCCGUCGACGCUAUGCUCGCGGUGCAGACGAUUAACGGCCGUGGCGAGAAGAAGUAUCCCGUCAAGGCUGUUAAUGUGCUCAAGGCCCACGGCAAGAGCGCGCGGGAGUCGUUCGCGGUCAAGGGCUACGCCCUCAACUGCACCGUUGCCAGCCAGGCCAUGAAGACGCGCAUCCAGGGUGCCAAGAUCGCAUGUCUCGACAUGAACCUUGCCAAGCAGCGCAUGCAUCUGGGGGUGCACAUCACCAUUGACGACCCAUCUCAGCUUGAGGCUAUCCGCGCCCGCGAGUCCGAGAUCACGCUGGAGCGUGUCCGCAAGAUUCUCGCGUCCGGCGCCAACGUCAUCCUCACGACGAAGGGUAUCGACGACCUUGUGCUCAAGGAGUUUGUGGAGGCAGGAGCCAUGGCCGUGCGCCGGUGUCGCAAGGAGGACCUGAGGCGUAUUGCCAAGGCAACGGGAGCGCAGCUUGUGUCUUCGCUGUCGAACUUGGAGGGCGAGGAAACGUUUGAGGCGUCGUCUCUCGGUUACGCGGAAGAGGUGGUGCAGGAGCGCAUUAGUGACGAUGAGCUCAUCCUCGUGCGCGGCACCAAGGUGGUCAACUCUUCCUCGAUUAUCCUGCGCGGCGCGAACGACUACAUGCUCGACGAGAUGGAGCGUGCCCUGCACGACGCACUUUCCAUUAUCAAGCGCACGCUUGAGAGCGGUAGUGUCGUGCCAGGCGGUGGUGCGGUGGAGACCGCCCUCUCCAUUUACUUGGAGAACUUUGCCACAACUCUCGGGUCUCGGGAGCAGCUCGCCAUUGCCGAGUUUGCUGCCGCGCUUUUGACAAUUCCCAAGACGCUAGCCAUGAACGCGGCCAAAGACUCGACCGAUCUCGUCGCCAAGCUGCGCGCGUACCACAACGCUGCGCAGUCGUCGGCUCCGGGUGACCCCAAGCGCCAGCUCAUGUUCUAUGGCCUCGACUUGCUGAAUGGCGAAGUCAUCGACAACCGUGCCGCUGGCGUUCUCGAGCCCACAAUGUCCAAGAUCAAGAGUCUGAAGUCGGCGCUGGAGGCAGCCACGUCGCUGCUCCGCAUCGACGACAGCAUCACUGUUACUCCCGAGCAGCCCCGCGAGGACCCCCACGACCACAUGUAGAUCGGGUAGAUCAGGAGAUCAUACGGCAGC